AUGUUUAGAAGAGUACCCCCACUGAAAAGAAUAAAUAAAGCAUCAUCCAACAUUUCUACUCUUGGCUCUAGUAUUGUUAACGCGAUUAACCACUCUAAGAGCACAACCCCGUUGCUCUCAAACUAUUAUUCCACUAUUGCCGCCAAUGAAAACAAUUCAUCUACAUUACCGGUCAAAUCCACAGAUAUCUUAAUUGUUGGUGGUGGUCCAGCUGGUCUAACUCUAGCAGCAGCCAUUAAACUAUCUCCAAACUUAAAACAUUUCAAAACCACACUAGUAGAUGCUGGUAAUUUGUCUGAGAAUUUGCCAAAAUUCCAUAACCUAUCAUCUUCAGCAUAUAUGACCAAUAGAGUAGUUAGCAUCACCCCACAAAAUAUGGAUUUUUUAACUGGCGAUUUGAAUUUACCCUUGCAGUUUAAUAGAAUCCAGCCAUUUGAUGGCAUUUAUGUCAGCGAUGGUUUAAACGAUACCAGUAGAAUGGCUAUGGACAGAGAAUCCAUGGGUAAUAUGGUCGAAUUACUAAACAUCCAAAGCAGUGCUUAUAUGAAACUAUUGGAAUUGAAUGCCAAUAACAAUACUAACCCCAUCGAAAUUGCGGAUAAUUGUAAAGUUGUAGACAUUGUUAAACCUUCCACUACUAAUGCUACUGCCAAUGGCGUUGAAAACACUAACCCUUGGCCGUAUGUCAAAUUAGACAACGGAGAAACUUACAAGACGAGAUUAUUGAUUGGUUGCGAUGGGUUUCAAUCACCGGUUAGAAAAUAUGCUGGUAUCGAAACGCGUGGCUGGUUUUAUAACGAAUGGGGUGUUGUAGCAACAAUGAAGCUAGAAUAUCCACCGUUUAAUCAUAUUAGAGGUUGGCAAAGGUUUUUACCUACAGGUCCUAUUGCUCACUUGCCCUUGCCUGGUGAUUGGGCUACAUUAGUUUGGAGUACAACACCCGAACUAAGUAAGCUUUUGGUUUCUUUACCUUCUAAUGUAUUUUCUAAGUUGGUCAACGCUGCAUUUAUUUUAGAAGAUGGUGAUAUGCAGUAUUACUAUCGCAAAUUGUCUGAUGCUGCUGUUGAUAAAAGAAUUUUUGAUGAAAUAAUUGAAGACAUAGAUUAUCGUAUUGAGGUGAAAUCGCAGCAGUUAAUCAACAAGAACAAUUCUGACAUGUAUUAUGUAGAUGAGAAUUAUCCACCUCCGAUCAAGGACACACUAGAGAAGAGUCGUGCCAGAUUUCCAAUGAAAAUGUUUCAUGCAGAUACAUAUGUUGCACCAAGAGUUUGUUUAGUAGGUGAUGCAGCCCAUGCUACGCAUCCGUUGGCUGGCCAAGGUUUAAACAUGGGAUUAGGUGAUUCCAAAAGCCUAGUUUCUGUUUUGGAAAAAGCUAGUUCCCGCGGGUUAGAUAUUGGUUCUGUUGAUUUAUGCUUAAAUGAUUAUUGGAAAGAUAGAUAUGGUACUAAUAUGAUGUUAUUGGGGGUUGUUGAUAAAUUGCAUAAGUUGUAUGGUACAAGAAAUGAGGUUGUGGUUGGACUAAGACAAUGGGGCUUGAAUGUUGUCAACAAUCUAGGCGAUGUCAAGGAAUUCAUGAUGAAUGUUGUCAGUGGGAGAAAAUGA
Saccharomycodes ludwigii is the source of this 1602-nucleotide messenger RNA. RefSeq names its product putative N,N-dimethylaniline monooxygenase COQ6 (gene COQ6). Gene Ontology annotation, biological process: ubiquinone biosynthetic process. The transcript has a single exon. Lineage: Eukaryota; Fungi; Ascomycota; Saccharomycetes; Saccharomycodales; Saccharomycodaceae. Gene Ontology annotation, molecular function: oxidoreductase activity, acting on paired donors, with incorporation or reduction of molecular oxygen, NAD(P)H as one donor, and incorporation of one atom of oxygen; FAD binding; 2-octaprenyl-6-methoxyphenol hydroxylase activity. The record is from RefSeq and is a predicted model, not a curated record. Bases 1 to 1602 code for a protein of 533 amino acids. Gene Ontology annotation, cellular component: mitochondrion.